AUGGUGAGGAGUGCCGACGGCCAUCGCCGCCACCAUCCGAGCCUUCAUCUCCCCUUGCCCCACAUUCACCUCCACCGCCACCACCACCACCACGAGAGGGAGGAGGGAGACAACUUGAAGGACGUGCCGAGAGGGUGCUUGGCCAUAUCUGCGGGCCAAGGCGAGGACCAGCGGCGGUUCGUGAUCCCGGUGGCUUAUGUGAACCACCCGCGGUUCGUGGACUUGCUGAGAGAGGCGGAGGACGAGUACGGGUUCAACCAGGAGGGGCCCAUCAACAUCCCUUGCCAUGUCGACGAGUUCCGCAACGUGCAGGACUCGAUCGGCAGGGAUGCGAGCAAGAGCCACGGGCGGUGCUUCGGACCUUCUUGA
Messenger RNA from Rhodamnia argentea, 369 nucleotides. Its product is annotated as auxin-responsive protein SAUR32-like. The record is from RefSeq and is a predicted model, not a curated record. The coding region runs from base 1 to 369 and encodes 122 amino acids. NCBI's taxonomy places the organism in Eukaryota, Viridiplantae, Streptophyta, Magnoliopsida, Myrtales, Myrtaceae. Gene Ontology annotation, biological process: response to auxin. The transcript has a single exon.